AGACUCAGAGAGCUGAAGUGAACUGAAGAAAACGUCAGAAUCAGAACCAAACCAAGCCAUGGACAAACUUGUUUUACUGUUGUCCAUGUUGUGUAUGAGUGUAUCCACGCAGCCGGUUAUAGACCAGCGGCGUUUCUCCAUUGCUGUGAGCAAAGUUCAGCAUCUUCACCUGCUUGCUCAGAAAUACUUCUCCGACUUUGAAAAUUCACUACAAACUGAGGAUCAGCGUCAAUUUAACAAAUUCCAUCAAGACUUCUGCAACCCUGAUAACAUUAUCAUCCCCGACAACAAGCAUGAGACACAGCGCAGCUCAGUCCUGAAUCUCUUGUUGAUCUCCAAACGACUGGUUGACUCCUGGGAAUUCUCCAUUCACUUCAUCACAUGGAAUUUGUUUCCCCGCAACCAGGUUUUACAUCGACUGUCAGAUCUGAAGAAAGGGAUCCAGAUGCUGAUCGAGGCCAGUGAUGGAGCAGAGAUGUCUGACAGCAUCACUCUCCCAGUAACUCCUUUUGGAAACUUCUAUGAGAACCUGGGCGGCAACGAAUCACAAAAGCGGAACUACGAACUGCUGGCCUGCUUCAAAAAGGACAUGCACAAGGUGGAAACAUAUCUCACAGUAGCCAAAUGUCGACUCUCCCCAGAAGCUAACUGUACCCUGUAGCCAUACACAAUGAAGAGGACGAUCCAAGUCUUUUACAGAUAUGCUUUAAAUUAGUUAGCAAUACAUUGCAUCUCGAUUGGUGCUGGUGAUGUGCCUGCUUAUAAAAAAUGUCAUUCUGUCGGCAUAUGUAAUAAAUAGUAUCCAAUGA
This is a messenger RNA of Cynoglossus semilaevis (tongue sole), 809 nucleotides long. RefSeq names its product growth hormone 1 (gene gh1). Gene Ontology annotation, cellular component: extracellular region. The record is from RefSeq and is marked provisional. Gene Ontology annotation, biological process: response to nutrient levels; positive regulation of growth; growth hormone receptor signaling pathway. NCBI's taxonomy places the organism in Eukaryota, Metazoa, Chordata, Actinopteri, Pleuronectiformes, Cynoglossidae. Gene Ontology annotation, molecular function: growth hormone activity; growth hormone receptor binding.